Messenger RNA from Phaeodactylum tricornutum CCAP 1055/1, 1178 nucleotides. RefSeq lists its product with no specific name. The record is from RefSeq and is a predicted model, not a curated record. The transcript has a single exon. Bases 1 to 1119 code for a protein of 372 amino acids. Lineage: Eukaryota; Bacillariophyta; Bacillariophyceae; Surirellales; Neidiaceae.
AUGCAAAGGCUAGCAAAUAAAAGUCGCAUGUACGUUGCGCUGAUUGCCUUGUGUUUCUUAGCGUGCCUACAAUGGAAACGGCUGUGUCUCGCAGGUCGGUCCGGGAUUUUCGCGGAGGUGAAAAGCCUUGGGCUGCCGUAUGGAGAAAAAGAUUCCAGCGUUCCGGCUUACCACGACAAGGCGUGCUUGGACAAAAAGAAGAUCCUAGAGAUUUUGCUUAAUGGUGGGAAAAACAUAUCGCAAAUUGAUUGUGCGUUACUCCCAGUAUGGCAGAAUAUUGUCGAAAACUACGGAGACGGACCGGUUGUCCACGGCCUCGACACUUGCGAGGCCUACCGAGAGAGCAUCUCCAACAAUUCUCAUCCAAUGCUACGUGUGGCUGGACUGUUCAAUUCUGGAACUAACGCUAUGGCAGCUCUAUUAGAGCUCAACGUGGAAGAAUUGGGGGGAAACUUUCAACAUGAAGUACCGUGGGGGAAGCAUCUACCAGUACGGUUUCGCAAGACCAAUAAAUUUCCGCCAAGAUCGAAAGUUGACUACCGACAAGUUAUGCCAGUAGUGAUGGUGCGGGAACCGUUCCGGUGGAUGAAGUCUAUGUGCAAAAGGAGUUACGGCGUUGAAUGGAUAAAGCCAAACAAUUUUAGUCACUGCCCGAUUUUGAUUCCCAAUGCUCACGAUAAACUGAAGCCCCGCUUUCGAGGAAAGAAAACGGCAGAGACCAAGGUCGGUCUUAACCAAGUGACAAACACGGUCCCCAUUCCUGUAGAGCAUUACGAUUCGCUUGCUAGUGUAUGGACAACGUUUUAUCAGGAUUGGAAUGAUGUCGACUUUCCGCAUCUGGUCGUGCGAUUUGAAGAUAUACUCUUUCAUGGUCCUCGAUUGCUAGAAAUUUUGAACGACUGUAUUGGCAUGAACGCCACUCAGAAGCCUUUUCGUCAUAAGAUGACACAAGCCAAGAAACACGGACGGUCCUCUGAUUUUGCAACGGCUCUUGCACAAUAUGGACCCGGCUUUCAGAAACUUCGUGGCCUCACACAGGACGAUAUAAACUUUGCUAGAGUCGCUUUGAACUCCUCCUUGCUGGAAACCUUCCAUUACCCGGCUGUACCUUUGUUCUAAGCAAAUACGGGAUUUUCACCGAUCCGAUUAAGUAUUGUUCUAACUGCUCUUGCAUUGCG